AUGCAGGUCUCAAACACAACGAAAAAGCAACAUGUCAACAUUUCUAUUCCCAAAGAAGUUGUUGUUGAGAUAUUACAAAGAGUACCUUGCAAAGAUUUGUUUGAAACUUUAAAGAAAGUAUGUAUGCAGUGGUGUUCGAUUAUCUAUAGUGGGAGUUUUGCCUACUCACACGUUGAAUGCAGAAUAUUAAAAUCAUCAUCAUCGUUCUCACAAUUGGAAGCCGUUGUUAUUGUCAGUAUUAAUGGUACACGUUCUGUUACAGUUUCUGCAUUGGAAUGGCACAGUAGUUUUCCAAACUAUCCUCCUGAUGACAUUUGGGAGACUAAAUACAUGUAUACAUUAGAUGAUGUAUUGGAAUUUCCACCACAAGUGAUAACAGUAAAUUCUGUGAAUGGUUUUGUCUGUUUCUGGAGUUGCAAUGCUCGUCUCCAUGUCUGCAAUCCUCUGACUGACGAGUAUUUCACUACUCCACCAUAUACAUAUGAAAAUCGUUUUGUUCCACUCUGUCUUGCUGCAGUUGGCUUCGGGUUUUGCCAGCUUUCAUAUGAAUACAAGGUGGUUGUUCUUCAUGAAGACGGUGAAGGAUUUGAAUCUGUUGAGAUUAAACCAUUAGUUUUUACUGUUGGAACUGACCGUUCGUGGAGGUCUCUGAAAGCAAUUCCUGAUACAAAAUUUUAUACGAGACAUGAGAAGGGUGUACAUGUGAAGGGGGUAUUAUAUUGGUACAUGGAGAGUUGUACUCUGCCACGUUGUCGGAGUAAGAUCAUUAAAAGCCUCAUAUGUUUUGAUGUAUCUAAAGAAGAAGUUGUUACGACUAUGGUUCCAGCUGAACUCGAUAGCCUAGAAGGAGGUCGGUAUGUAUCUAGGAUAGCAGAAAAGGGAAGAAACCUUUGUUUGGUAAACAUAAGUUAUGGUCCUAUUUGCUCCCUCUUGAUCAAGGUAUAUAUUGCGGACACUAGUACUGAUUUGAGUAGCUUCAAUUCUUGGAAGAAUGAGUUCAAUGUGACUGUUCCUAAUAUGGCUUACAAUAUAAGCAUCAUGAACUCGUGGUUCGUCUCAAUUGUUACUGAUGACAUGUUGGUGAUUCAAAUUAUGAGUGAGAGUGAAAUCUUUAUUGAUGUAGCAACUGGAAUGCUGUUGAGUGCACGUAUUCUGUAUGGCUCUGCAAGUUUUAUCCCUUAUGUGCCAAGUUUGGUGUCUCUUUUCCAUCGCCCGCCUCUUUUGAACUCUUCUUUUACGUGCUAG
Solanum stenotomum is the source of this 1245-nucleotide messenger RNA. Its product is annotated as putative F-box protein At3g21120. Gene Ontology annotation, molecular function: protein binding. Bases 1 to 1245 code for a protein of 414 amino acids. The transcript has a single exon. The record is from RefSeq and is a predicted model, not a curated record. NCBI's taxonomy places the organism in Eukaryota, Viridiplantae, Streptophyta, Magnoliopsida, Solanales, Solanaceae.